AUGCCUUCCGCGCAGCAGCUGCAACAGGACUUCGCAUCGCGCGACAUCUCGUUCCAAUACUCGCAACUCUGCUUGACCUCCAACAGUCCCUCUGGUAUCUAUGUCUCCCUGGACGACGACGACACGCAUCUCUGGCACGGCGUGAUCUUCGUUUCUGGCGGUCCAUUCAACGGGGGCAUCUUCCGCUUUGACAUCGUCUUCCCCGCCAGCUACCCUUCGUCGAUACCGCAAGUGUUCUUCCCGCCAACACUGCUACAUCCGCUCGUGGACCCUGACUCAGGUCGACUGCUCUUGUUGUCACGCUUUCCGACAUGGAACCCAAGGAGGGACUUUGUCAGCCACAUUCUACAUUUUGUCAAGAGUGCCUUUGAGGAAGAGACGCUGGAAGGACUCUUGGAGGGGGCAGUGUCAAAUAAGGAGGUGUACCGCAUGUUCAGAGGGCACAGAGGGCUGUUCGACAGGCUGGCUAUGCAAAGCGUGGCGCUGAGCACAAGUCCGAGUAGUUUGUAUGAUGUCAGUGGCGGAAGUGGGUUCCCCAACUCGAGCGUGCAGACGAGGAAAGGGGGAAGGGUGGGGACGGCGAGGGGCGAAGAGGCGAAUGGUGUACUUUUUAGAAAGCUGGAUGAGGACGAGAUGAUACAGCUGCGGAGGGAGAUCUUUGGUGACGGGGCGGAGGCGGAAGCGGAGGAGGGAUAG
This is a messenger RNA of Kalmanozyma brasiliensis GHG001, 696 nucleotides long. Its product is annotated as Ubiquitin-conjugating enzyme, E2. The record is from RefSeq and is a predicted model, not a curated record. Lineage: Eukaryota; Fungi; Basidiomycota; Ustilaginomycetes; Ustilaginales. The coding region runs from base 1 to 696 and encodes 231 amino acids. The transcript has a single exon.